Arachis ipaensis is the source of this 2482-nucleotide messenger RNA. Lineage: Eukaryota; Viridiplantae; Streptophyta; Magnoliopsida; Fabales; Fabaceae. The record is from RefSeq and is a predicted model, not a curated record.
UAUUUAGUUAUGCACAGGUCAACCGGUUCAACCUCUAAUCCACCCGUUCAACCUGUAAUUCACGAGUAGAAUCAGUGACCUGAUUAUUCAGUCACAUGCUCAGUUCGAUUACUGAUUUGGUAUGAUAACUAUGCUCUGAAUCUCAAGGUGGUUUUGACAUUAUUUGCAGUGGGAGGAACAAGAUUGAAAAUCAGAGCAGGACUGGUUAACAGUGGUUCCAGAGCUCAAACUAGGAGCCAAAGUAGAACAAGAGUUAGCAUAGCCAUUAGAAGAACAACUAGGCGGCGGGAGCUUCACCACAACAUGGCCUAAUGAGGAUGGUUCACAACACCAUCACUAGAAGAAGAAGCAGUGCCAGGUAACUUUUUCAUAGGUCCGCCAACUAAGGCCCAUUUGGCCAUUUUAAAUAGCAACAAGGAGACGAGGAAUUCACCAAAAACGUGUUUUUCUUUUGUUUUUAUUGCUUUUUAACUUUUCAGAAUGCAAAGUUGACAAAAAAACAUUAAUAUUAGUCAUUACAUAAUUCAUUGGUUAUGGCAACAAAUGAUUAAUCAUGUUUGAGCAUUGAGCAUUCUUGAUUGGCAUGAACAAGGCUACGCAAUCUCUGAAAUGGGUUCUGUUGGAAUUCAUUGAUAAAUGUAAGGACUUGAGAUCCUUCAAGAAAAUUCAUGCACAAUUAUUGACCUCUGCCCUUGUUUCCAAUGACUUGGUUGUCGCCAAAGUUGCAAAUCUUUUUGGUAAACAUGUCAUCAAUGUUCAUUACACCAGCAAUUACUUGAAGCAAAUGGAUUGGAGCUUGAGCUCCUUCCCUUGCAACUUGUUCAUUUCCAGCUAUGCUUCUUCCCACUCACCCAGGGCUGCAAUUCUUGUCUAUAGAUGGGUUUUCAAAAAUGGAUUUGUUCCUGAUGUGUUCACUGUCCCAGCUGUCUUGAAAUCAUGUGCUCGAUUCUCUGGGAUUUUCGAGCUUAGGCAGUUGCAUGCAGUGGUAGUUAGGAACGGUUUGUGGUGUGACAUGUAUGUGCAGAACAGUCUUGUGCAUGUGUACAUCAUUUGUGGGGACAAUGCUAGUGCUUGCAAGGUGUUUGAUGAGAUGCCUAUUAGAGAUGUGGUGUCUUGGACUGGUUUGAUAUCUGGGUCUGUGAAGGCUGGGUUGUUUGAUGAUGCCAUUGCAUUGUUUUUGAGAAUGGAUGUGGAGCCUAAUUUGGCAACUAUUGUUAGCAUUCUUGGGGCUUGUGGAAAACUGGGUUGUUUAAAUUUAGGGAAAGGGGUUCAUGGGUUGGUAGUUAAAUGUCCAUAUGGGAAGGAAUUGGUGGUAGACAAUGCGUUGAUGGAUAUGUAUAUGAAGUGUGAGUCUGUUGCUGAUGCAAGGCAAGUGUUUGAUGAGAUGCCUGAGAAGGACAUUAUUUCUUGGACUAGUAUGAUAGGUGGAUUGGUGCGAUGUCAAUUUCCAAAUGAGUCACUUAACCUGUUCUAUGAAAUGCAGGCAUCAGGUUUUGAGCCUGAUGGGGUUAUACUGACCAGUGUUCUUUCUGCUUCCGCAAGUCUUGGGCUUCUUGAAUAUGGUAGAUGGGUCCAUGAAUACAUUGAUUGCAGCUGCAUCAAACAAGAUGUUCAUAUAGGAACAGCAUUGGUUGACAUGUAUGCAAAAUGUGGUUGCAUAGAGAUGGCACAGCAUGUCUUCAAUGAUAUGCCUUCUAAGAAUAUCAGAACUUGGAACGCCUUUAUAGGUGGCCUAGCAAUAAAUGGACAUGGACAAGAAGCAUUGAAACAAUUUGAAGAGUUGAUUGAAUCUGGGACCAGGCCUAAUGAGGUGACGUUUUUGGCCAUUUUCACAGCAUGCUGCCAUUCCGGCCUGGUCGAUGAAGGUCGUCAGCUUUUCAAUCAGAUGACGAGUCCAAGUUACAAUAUUUCACCGUGGUUAGAACACUAUGGAUGCAUGGUUGAUUUGUUCUGCAGGGCUGGGUUGGUGGGGGAAGCUAUGGAGUUGAUAAAGACAAUGCCAAUGCCGCCCGAUGUGCAGAUCCUAGGAGCUCUCUUAAGUGCCUGCAGUACAUAUGAAAAUGUUGGAUUCUCCCAAGAGAUGUUAAAAUCACUUCAAAAUUUUGAAUACCAAGAUAGUGGUAUAUACGUUCUUCUAUCGAAUCUAUAUGCAGCAAGCAAGAAAUGGACUGAGGUGAGAAGCUUGAGGAGACAGAUGAAAAGGAAAGGAAUAAACAAGGUUCCAGGUUCUAGCAUUAUAAGAGUGGAUGGUAAAAGCCAUGAAUUUUUAGUUGGAGAUAAUGACCAUUCUCAAAGUGAGGAUAUACGUGUAGUGUUAAACACACUUGCGAAUCAAAUCGAUACCCUUUCUUGAUUAUUGUCUUAGGCUUGGUUUAUGUUUGUCUAUGGUCUUUGAUCAAUGAAAUUUUGACACCGAAAACUGGUGGAGGUUAUGAAUUUAUUUCUAGCAAAAGUUAUAAAUAAAAUCAGGGAUUCCUGCUAA